Messenger RNA from Pteronotus mesoamericanus, 1314 nucleotides. It is a transcript of the gene FKBP14, whose product is annotated as FKBP prolyl isomerase 14. The record is from RefSeq and is a predicted model, not a curated record. NCBI's taxonomy places the organism in Eukaryota, Metazoa, Chordata, Mammalia, Chiroptera, Mormoopidae. Gene Ontology annotation, molecular function: calcium ion binding; peptidyl-prolyl cis-trans isomerase activity. The transcript is spliced from 4 exons. The coding region runs from base 118 to 753 and encodes 211 amino acids.
GAGAGUCAUGAACUUGCCAAAGGCCGUUGUCCUUAAGUCAUCAACUGCAUUCUUAACCCUUUGAGGUCCGAGGUCCUUUCCCUGUUUUUGUAGGAACUUCUUUCCUUCUCCAGCAACAUGAGGCUUUUCUUGUGGAACUCGGUCGUGACGCUGUUAGUCACUUCUUUGAGUGGGGCUCUGAUCCCUGAGCCAGAAGUGAAGAUUGAAGUGCUCCAGAAGCCGUUCAUCUGCCAUCGCAAGACCAAAGGAGGAGAUUUGAUGUUGGUCCACUAUGAAGGCUAUUUAGAAAAGGAUGGCUCUUUAUUCCACUCCACUCACAAACAUAACAAUGGUCAGCCCAUUUGGUUUACCCUGGGCAUCCUGGAGGCUCUCAAAGGUUGGGACCAGGGCCUGAAGGGAAUGUGUGUAGGAGAGAAGAGGAAGCUCAUCAUCCCUCCUGCCCUGGGCUACGGAAAAGAAGGGAAAGGUAAAAUACCACCCGAGAGUACACUGAUAUUUAACAUUGAUCUCCUGGAGAUUCGAAAUGGACCGAGAUCCCAUGAAUCGUUCCAAGAAAUGGACCUUAAUGAUGACUGGAAACUCUCCAAAGAUGAGGUGAAAGUGUACUUAAAGAAGGAAUUUGAAAAGCAUGGUGCAGUGGUGAAUGAAAGUCAUCAUGACGCUUUGGUGGAGGAUAUUUUUGAUAAAGAAGAUGAAGACAAAGAUGGAUUUAUAUCUGCCAGAGAAUUUACAUAUAAACAUGAUGAAUUAUAGGGAUAUAUCUGCUUAUUUUAUAUAGUAUCCAUUCUUAAAGAGAGGGCAUCCAUCUUUAAAGAAAGCCUUAUUUUUUGUCAUUAUUUGUUCUGUUCUUUGUUUUUUUUUAUUUUUAUGUAUUUUUCUGAAUGUUAUUUAAAGAACCCCUUGGGUUUCUAAGUACCCAUUUCUUUCUGGUGAGUUAUAGGGAAGAAAAAUGUAUUUGUCUUUGACUAAGAACAAUUCUGGACCAUUUUCUACUUUCACAUAUGAAGUGUUAGGGCUCACUUGUAAUUUUAAAAUAUUGCAACUGGGACCAUGCCCAACAUAAGGGCAAGGAUAGCAUAAAUCAGCACCCUCCGUUUCUGCUUCCCUCUGUUUUCUCUAAGGUAGAUACUGACAUUUGUAAAGCCUUUUACAAUAGCCCAAAUAGCAAAGCUUGCUAUUUUCGUGUGAUAAUGAAACAGUGUGUCUGUGCCUGCCUUUGAGCUAAUGCAUGAACAAACAGGAAAAUGGUUGUUGAACUCUACUUGUAACUGUUAAGUUACUGCUUUACUGAGGAGAUGUGCAAUGCUAAAAUGA